Molecule: messenger RNA, 1445 nt
Organism: Notolabrus celidotus (New Zealand spotty)
Lineage: Eukaryota; Metazoa; Chordata; Actinopteri; Labriformes; Labridae
Gene: fgf17
Product: fibroblast growth factor 17
Exons: 5
Coding region: 614-1258 (214 amino acids)
Biological process (GO): positive regulation of gene expression; regulation of cell migration; animal organ morphogenesis
Cellular component (GO): cytoplasm
Molecular function (GO): type 2 fibroblast growth factor receptor binding; growth factor activity; type 1 fibroblast growth factor receptor binding
Source: RefSeq, a predicted model, not a curated record
AUCGACGUUACGCUCAGACGCAGGAACAGUUCUUGAGUGACCUUAAACUUUUCUUCUUACUUUAUCUUUUUAGAUUUAUUAAUUUGUCGUUUGGCUCAUCUGAAAUGAAGUGAUUGAAGUGUUCUAUCACACAUCGGCCUCUCCCUGUUAAAUCAUCAUUAGGGGUCGUGUUCCUGUGCCCACCCACCACAGGCUGCACAUUUCAGGGAGGGGACUCUUUCUUUCUACAUUUAACCAGUGAGCAGCCUGAUCCCGAGGACACAGAGGGCUUUUCAAAACCUGGACUAAACCCAUCAGACCCUCACGGAGCCGGGGAUCCUCUCAGUUUACACCCGGAGAUGUGGGAGAAAAUCUAAAACAGCUUUUUUUUUAAGAGAUCAGGAUGGAUCUGAUUUUUACGCACUGCAGCGCGGAUCUCCUGAAUAUGUGUUCACCUCUCAUCAAUCAGCUGGAUCAGGUUUUUAACCAAAGUGAGGGGAUAUAAGUUCCUUUAGAGACUCUCCUGGUGUGGAUGGACAGGUCAGGGGAGCAUAUGCGACACUGUGGGAGCUCCGCUGGAUUUAUUUACCGCAUCCUUCUGGGAUUUAUCUGAUCGGAUGAAAUAAAAAAGAGGAUGUAUGGAAUAAACCAGCGCUGUAUUUACAUAUCGUUUCAUUUUUUCGUGCUGUGGUGCCAUGCUCAGGGGGAGAAUCACCCGUCUCCUAAUUUUAAGCAGUAUGUGAGGACGCAGGGCGCAGUGACGGACCAGCUGAGCCGCAGACAGGUCAGGGUGUACCAGCUCUACAGCCGCACCAGCGGGAAACACGUCCAGAUUCAGGGCAAGAGGGUGACGGCCACAGCUGAGGACGGAAACAUGUACGCUCGCCUCUUCGUGGAGACGGACACGUUCGGCAGUCGAGUGAGGAUAAGAGGAGCAGAGAGUGGACGCUACCUCUGCAUGAACCGGAAAGGGAAACUGGUUGGAAAGCCCAACGGCCGGAGCAGGGACUGUAUCUUCACAGAGAAAGUUCUGGAAAACAAUUACACAGCCUUUCAGAAUGCCAAGUAUGAGGGCUGGUAUGUGGCUUUCACCCGGAAAGGGAGGCCCAUCAAAGCCUCGAGGACGAGGGAGAACCAGAGAGAGGUCCACUUCAUCAAGAGGCUGCACACGGGCCCGCCUCCCUUCCCCAACACGGACCAAAGCAAACACUUUGAGUUCAUCAGAUUUCCGUCCACACGUCGUGCGAAGCGGAACAGGAAAUCACGUACCUCUUCCUAACACACAGAAACAGCAAAGGACUGAUGACAGAGCUGUGAGACGUGGAAGAAACAGAUGCAGUUUUAUUUUUGUAUAUUUUUGAUAUAGGUAAAAGAUGGUUAAAAAGCCAUAAAUCUAAAGUAAUAUUGUUGUAAAAUGCUCAUGUGUAAAUACUGAAAGAGAGUAAAAGAAGAUGGGUUAUAUUUAA